Messenger RNA from Plectropomus leopardus (leopard coralgrouper), 5529 nucleotides. The record is from RefSeq and is a predicted model, not a curated record. NCBI's taxonomy places the organism in Eukaryota, Metazoa, Chordata, Actinopteri, Perciformes, Serranidae.
GCAGCAGCAGCAGCAUGGUUUCAGACUUUUGUUGAAAAGGCCACGCCUCUGGUUUGCUGCAGCUCGGUGUGCAGUGUGACAGCCGCUUGCCUGAAUUUAUUUCAGUCGGAGACGAGAGAGAGAGAGAAAUUAGGAAGGAAGAAAUAAGGCGGAUACCGGUGCCCUCUCUCCCAUGCAGUUUUGAAGAAGACGCCCCCUCCCUGCACCUGUUCUGCUUCGUCUUGUCUCGCAAGAGUUGAGCCUCUUGCGAGUGAGCGGACGUCUCAUUGUUAGAUAGACGUUGUUUUGAGCAUGACUUCGGCGUACAACCUGGAUUUCCACCCUCUCACCGAAAGUCGGUUAAUGACUUCGAGCGACACAAUCAACGGCAACGGCAGCAAGAUGAACGGAUCGUUGGAGCACUUGGACCAGCCAGACCCAGACUCUAUCAAGAUGUUUGUGGGCCAGAUCCCGCGGUCCUGGUCAGAAACAGAACUUAAAGAGCUUUUUGAGCCCUUCGGAGCUGUGCACCAGAUCAACAUCCUCCGUGAUCGCACCCAGAACCCCCCUCAGAGCAAAGGAUGCUGUUUUGUAACUUUUUAUACAAGAAAAGCUGCACUGGAGGCCCAGAAUGCACUGCACAACAUAAAGACUUUAAGUGGGAUGCAUCAUCCUAUCCAGAUGAAACCCGCUGACAGUGAGAAAACAAGUGCGGUAGAAGACAGAAAACUCUUCAUCGGCAUGGUUUCAAAGAAAUAUGGCGAGAACGAGAUCAGAAUGAUGUUCUCGUCUUUCGGACAGAUCGAAGAGUGUCGGAUUCUCCGGGGACCAGAUGGUCAGAGCAGAGGCUGUGCGUUUGUCACAUUUGCUACCAGGGCAAUGGCACAGAAUGCAAUCAAAACCAUGCAUCACUCUCAGACUAUGGAGGGCUGUUCCUCACCUUUGGUGGUGAAGUUUGCCGACACACAGAGAGAUAAGGAGCAGCGGCGCCUGCAGCAGCAGCUAGUACAGCAGAUCCAGCAGCUCAACAGCGCCUCCACCUGGGGAAACCUGGCCGGCCUGGGGAGCCUCACACCACAGUACCUGGCACUGCUCCAGCAGGCCACGUCUACCAGUAACCAAGGCAGUUUCAAUAAUAUGCAGAGGCUAGGAGCAGGUGUAAACCCCCUUCAGCUGCAGAACUUGGCCACAUUAGCUGCCGCUGCCGCGGCAGCCCAGAGUUCUGGCAGCCCAACCUCCACCAGCGCCCUGUCUGCAAACAGUGCAGCCCUGGGAGCCCUGGCCAGUCCAGCCGGCUCUACUGCAGCGUCCAGUGCGGGUGCUGCCAUGAACACCUUGGCAUCUCUUGGAACCCUGCAGGGUCUUGCUGGGACCUCUGUGGGCCUCAACCUCAACGCUCUCACCAACAGCGUCAGUGGUAUGGGGGGCAUGAAUGGAGGACUUGGAGCCUCCAUGGCCAACGGGUCAGCAGCCAGCUCCAUGGACGCUCUGACCCAGGCCUACUCAGGGAUGCAGCAGUACACAGCCUCAGCCCUGCCCUCCCUCUACGGCCAGUCUCUCCUGCAGCAGAGCAUGGCAGGCAGCCAGAAGGAAGGGCCAGAGGGCGCCAACCUGUUCAUCUACCACCUGCCCCAGGAGUUUGGGGACCAGGAUCUUCUUCAGAUGUUUAUGCCUUUUGGAAAUGUGGUCUCUGCCAAAGUCUUCAUUGACAAACAGACCAAUCUGAGCAAGUGCUUUGGGUUCGUCAGCUAUGACAAUCCUGUGUCUGCGCAAGCUGCCAUCCAGGCCAUGAAUGGUUUCCAGAUCGGAAUGAAGAGGCUGAAGGUCCAGCUGAAGCGCUCCAAGAACGACAGCAAACCCUACUGAUCCUAGCCCCGGGGCCUUCCCCCCCUCCCCAGCUCUAAUGCUAGCACUGCUAGGAACAAAUCUCCAUGCCUGUUUGCUCAUCAUUAGCCUAGCAUGUCUUCAUGAUGUUGAAAGCCAAGCCAAACUCCUGGCCUCAUCAUCCCACCAUUGUCUGUGAUGUCUCUCUAAGCUCGCCUGACCAAUACCUGGCCACCCACUGACCCCUGACCUUAGCUCAACCUGAUUUUUCUGCAUGUGUAUUCAUUUUGUUUUUGGGUUUUUUUCUGUAUAGAAAUGUGACAGGUGGGAGAGAGGUCAAGCAAAUCAAUGUGAAAACUUACCUGCGUUGAAUUCAUUUAAGAGACCUUUUUUUUUUCCUUUUUUUUUUUUGCGAAUGUUUUAAAAACCUGUGGGAUUUCUAAUUUUUUAUUUAGCUUUUUUUAUGUUUCUUUCUUUUUACCUCUCUCAGUAAAGUUCACUUGAAAGUUGAAUACAGGGAUUGGCACACAGCUGUGCUAUUUGGUGCCAUUAGCAAUAUGUUGGCUUCUUAAAAAAAUGCUACAGACCACUUUCCAACACUUUUAAAAGUCUGACCAGUAAAACCCCUCUCAGUGCUCUGUAAUGAUUUCUACAUUUUGCGGGCAGUGUGAAGAUUUACACCAAGGCUAUUUAAAACUAUAUUUUCUUUUCAUUUACAAAAAAAAUAUCCAGUGUAUUUACCUUUUUUUGAACUAAUGAUGGCACAAUAAAAAGGUACAUUUGCUCUGUUUAGAGAAAUGACUACCUACAUGAGUCAACUUUUUUAGAACUGAUUCACAAAUAGACAAUCUGUGGUUUAAAUGCACACUUAGAUUACCUAUAUUUUAUACCAUUGAAUCUAUAGAAGUUUAACUAACAGAACCCAGGCAAAACUUUGGGUUUUUUGUAGAUUAUGUUGUAAUGUCAUCUGUGUCGGGGGGGUCUUCAGUGUAUUACAUUUUUAAAGAGGACUAAAAAUCAGUUUGAUCAGCGUGACAGUUUGAGGGUCAUUUCUAGUAAAUUAAAAACACUUUAAGUCAAAAAAUUCCUCUGCAUUAAUUGUAAUUUCUGCGGAAAAGUACUUUUUUUUUUCCUUGAGGGUCACAGUAUGUAGACUUUUUUUUUUUUUCUCCUGCGUUCAAGAUAAAGUUAGUGUUCAACUUCCACGGUACGUCUUGUUGACUUUCUGUGAAUUUUUUCAUUAAUUAAUUGAUGGAUGUUUCACUUUGGUUUAGUUUGGAUGCCUCAUAUUGGUGAAAGAUGGUGAUUUACAAUGUCUGUUAAUCAUACAGAUGCCAGACAAUGUCUUUUUGUUUUAAGUUGUUGUUAAAGUGCCCAUGUGUCAAACUCAGUGUUUUUGAAUUCACACAUUUUUUCCUGUAAUAUUACCUAGUUUUCUUUACACACACAUGUACACAAACACAAAACACUUUCUGUGGUUGCAAAAUGUGGGAGCCCCUGAAGAAGAGAUCACAUGACACACGACCUGUGGGUCUCUGCACAUUUUAUACACACACGCACACACACUCUUGCUUUUUUUAUUUUAGUUAAUUCUUUUAAGUGACUUUCAGAAGCACGUUUCAGUCGAUGCACAGCACAUUUCUAACUAAAUCCACCACAAAAUAGUGUUGGUUUAUAAAUACAUUCCAUUUUUUCAGCACAAAGUUUACACGUUUUUUUUACCGGGGUGGUAUUUUGUCUGUUGUACACGUUGUGGAGACAACCCUGGUAAAAUAACAACCACUUCACCCCCAAAGAAGGGUUCCCUAAAGCUGCGUACCUGAUGGCGCUGAAGAGUAGUCAACUCAGGGGCUUUUUUUGUGUGUGAAAACGAGACACUCACACAGGAUUACGACACAAAAUGCACAGUUAUCACCAUUUGACCUUUUCGGUUUGGAUUUUUCUUUUUUUUUUUUUUUUUUUUCUCAAAAUGCAUAAAUAUUCCAAAAAAAAAAAAUGUGUAAAAAGAGGUACCAAAUUUGAAACAGUGCUCGAGGAAAGUGUUGUUUUUGUAAAGGAAACGUUAAGCACAAUUGUGGGAGCUAAUCACUUUUGCAGAAUGUUGUGUGUGUGAUUAUAAUAUCCAAAAUUUUCAAGGUACCACUGAUUUCACUUUUUAAUAUGGGCAUGUGCUUUUUACAGUGUGUUUUUUCUAUCCAAAUGCAAUACAAUAUUCAAAGUGCCAUAUAUACGUCUAUAGAAACUGCCUACACAUCCUUAUCAGGCCUUGGUUUAGAGAUUGCUGCAGUUCGCCUUUUUUGUCUAUUUAUGCCAGUGUCAUGAACGCUCUUUUCACCUGCUCAUGUCCCCACCCUUCUCCUCCCCCCACUCUGUGUGUUGAGUUAUUGGUAAAUGUGUAUUGUGAUGUACUCAAUUUGAACAGUUGGUUAAAACAAGUUGUAGAUAAACAAUAAACUUCCCUAUACAUUUGAAGGUUAAACCUCUUUCUUAGUGAGUGUGAACACGUGUACUGUAACACUUCGCAAUACAACUGGAGACCAGGAUGUGUCGGGGAAUUUAUUUUAAAAAUCAAUUUAAAAAAAAAAAAAAAAAAAAGAAGCUAAAACUCAAGUUGAAAAACAAAAAAACGACAUGGUUGCCAUGUUAGUGAAAUCUUUACAUGAUGUGUGUCAAACACUGAAAUGCAGAUCUGUGGUUGGUUUGCAGUGUAUGGUGAAGUGUUACUGUGAAUGAAUAUUUUUUUUUAAAAAAAAGCACAAUGUACAGUCCACAGCGGUCCGAACAGGAACUUGACUCACUUCAGGGGCUUCCAUCACAAAUCCCGUUCAAGCUCUAACAAUCACUUUCUCUGUUCUGUUGUUUUCAUAUUCUGAAGUGCUAUUUUUUGACAAGUGUGGUAGCUUUGCAUCUCUAUAGAUAUUGUCUUGAUCCAAAAGAAAAGAAGGAAAAAAAAAUCUUUUCCUGUGUUAUUUUCUUGUCUGAUAAUCGGUAGGACUUUGUUCAUGUUCCACCAAUAAUUUAAUAGAUGUUUUGUCUUGAUGAAAGCCAAAGUGGGUGCAUCUUGAUGUGAUCUGUAUUAUACAUACAGUAGUUUUUCUUUCUGUUGAGUCAAUAUCAAUUUUUUGAAACUGGGUGGGAUUUGAAAAAGAAAAAAAGAAAAAAAAAGACAUACACAGGCUUUCCAAUUUCUACAACUGGUUGUUCAUAUGUAUUUUGUACCAGUGAAGCUUUUUAUAUUGGAAAUUAAAGAAAAAAAAUCUAUAUUGGAAAAAAAUUGUCUGGCCUCUCAAUGUGGCCUCGCCUUGACCAGGUCUUGAGUUUGGCCUCUUGGUGGUGUCAAGCAAUUUUUUUUUUGUUUGUUUUUUUUGUCUCUAAAAGAUGCCUGAUUUUGAUUUUACUUGGAUCUCUACAUGUUCCUCACUUCGUUAAUUUCAGUUUCGGGGGGGUUGGGAUCCUCUAAAUCGUGGUAAGUUUCAUGUUAGUAUUUGUGCUGUCCACAUAGUUUAAUGGUCAUCAGGAUUUCGACAACUUGUGUGGAUAAUUGUCUUAGUUGAAGAGUUAACUAUCUGUUUAGUUUGAGCCUUGCUUUUUACCUGUGUAGAGUUUUCUGUUUUUUCCCAUAGCGGAGUGUGUAGCCGAAAGACUCUGUGUUCUUUUUUGGUCAAUGUUUGUUCAUGUGUGGUGUGUUUCUUUGCCUCUGUCUCCAAAUUAAACCAUUUCCCCUAA